AAUCCUAACAAGCAUCACCUAGUUGCUACAAAUGAGUUUUACGAACAAAGUCGUGGUGGUGACGGGCGCGGGCUCCGGUAUCGGGGCGGCGGCCGCGCUGCAGUUCGCGGCGGAGGGCGCGCGCGUGGUGCUGGUGGACAGGGACGAGGCGCGGCUGCGGGACGUGCGCGCGCAGUGUCCGCGCCACGACCAAGAGCUGCUGCUGCUCGCCGCAGACAUCGCCCGAGAAGACGAACCGCACAGGAUCAUUCAAGAAACUGUAAACAAGUUCGGGAAACUAGACGUGCUCGUUAACUGCGCUGCCAUUUUUAGAGUAAACUCUGGUUUAGACGAGAAUAUUAUGGAGACAUACGAUGAGGUAAUGAAUGUUAAUUUGCGAGCACUCGUCCUAUUAACAACGUUAGCAGCACCCCAUCUGGUGGAGAGUAAAGGCAACAUUGUCAAUAUAUCGAGCGUUGCUGCAGUCAUGGCUCUGGGUGCAGAGAACGCAGUGUACUCUAUCUCCAAAGCCGGUGUGGAGCACUUUACGCGCGGUGCUGCCUUAGAGCUGGCCGCUUCUGGUGUAAGAGUGAAUGCGGUCCGCCCCGGACCGGUGAGGACUCGCAUCGCAGAGAACUGUGGUCGCGAUAUGAAUUGUGAUGAUUGGAGUGAUUUAACUAAAAUCGGCAGAAUAUCAGAGCCCCAGGAAAUCGCAGAUACAAUUUUGUUCCUGGCCAACGAUAAAGCUAAAGGAAUAACGGGAUCAAUAUUUACAGUCGACAAUGGAAUGGUUUUUUAGUGAAACUGCUAUUCCGUAGAACACUAAUAAAGAAUUUUAAAUAUUGCCAAUAAAUCCUAUUCGUCAUACUAUAAUUGUAAUAGUUUGCAGAGAUAUUUGGAUGGAUCUUAAUAAAAUGUACUAAUUUUGCAAAAAAAAAUUUGUUAUUUUUAUGACGUUAUCGUAAACCUUCGACGUUUCAAGUAUUUAAGCAAACAAUUCAGUACUAAAACGCAUAUGAACAAUAAUGGACAAUCAUUACACUAACAGGAUUCAUGAAGGGAGUUUUUAGUAAUUGCCAGGAGGGAUUGUUAGUAAUGGGAAAUAUCAGUCCCAUUGUUGACGGUGCUCCGUCAGCGUACGCCGAUAGCGCGAGCGAGGUUAUCAUUCCAUUAUCAUCCAUUUCAGAAACAAAAUAUUAAAAUAGCAUUAAUAUAAUUAUAUUACGUAAGUAGUGACGUAAUGCAGUAACUUAAAGACAAUCGUGCUCACUAUAAGGUCCGGACUGGUGGUGGCAUGCUGGUUUUUUUUUUAUAUUUAUAAUGAAAUAAUAACCUUGCCUGCGCUAACGGAUUACGCUGGAGGGAAAGGGAUUGUUAGUAAUGGAGACUGAGAAUCCCAUAGCUAGCAAUAUACCCAACCAGGUCGACCGCCCCGCGGUUUUCCCUGGAAACUAUUAUGGUUAAUUCCUGAUGAAUUCAUCAUGAUGGGCUACCUGGCCUGUUUUCAUUCUCAUCUAUCACUCUUCACUGGUGCCCCGCCAGCGAACUCCGUUAGCGCAGGUGGGGUUACCAUACCAUUUUCACCUGUAAAAAAAACGGGUAACCCUGGCGUGGUACCAGUGAUAAAUGAUAACUGAGGAUGAAGUAGGUCAGUUAGCCCAUCAUGACUCAGUUACCAUAUCGUGACGAAUUCCACGAGAAUUAAUCACGAUGGUUUCCAGGGGAAACCGCGUGGAGAUCGACCUGAUAGGGUAUAUUGCUAGCAAUAGGACUAUUUUUACCCCAUUACUAACAAUCCUUUCCCCCCAACGAUAUGCUGGGCAGGGUUGUUGGACUUCCAACAAUGUGGUCGAGUACUAUGAUCAUCCUAAAAAAUGAAUGAGUUUUACUGAUCUGCUGAUUUUUACUGGUCUGCUGGUGUUUACUGUUAAUGACUGAUUAUGAAAUUUUAUUCUAAAUCUAAAUGUAAUCUAAAUAUCUAAUCUGAAUAUGUAUAAAUAAAACUUAAUGCUAAUUGAAGUCAUUGUACCCAUAAAAAUAAUAAAAAAAAAGUAUCUUGUAGUUUUUUUCAAUUUAACAAUUUAUCUUGUAAUAUUUUUUUAAGCACCUGUUGCGUUUCUUGUGGAUUUUUCACUCCCGUCUAUUGAGGGAUCGUCCUACACUGCGUUUGCCUGUACGUUACUGUCAUUCGAGAAUUUUUCUUGCCCAUGGUUGUCAGUUCUUCGAGCUAUAUUCACCAACUCAUUGCCACUUCAGCUUUCUUAUCCUUCAGAAUUGGAGAAUUCAAAAGAGUUCAAUGUGAAUAUUGAAUUGGCUGUAUGGUCCUGGCAUAGAAACGACCACCCCUUCCUUUCCAGUGGAUGUUAUACUAAGCAGCGAAUAAACGUGGCAACUGCUGGCAAAACUCCCCCUAUGGGGAAGGCUUAUGUUCAGCAGUGGACAGUUAACGGCUGAAAUGAUGUUGACUCUGGUGAAGAUAGUAUUUAUGGCAAAA
Molecule: messenger RNA, 2473 nt
Organism: Galleria mellonella (greater wax moth)
Lineage: Eukaryota; Metazoa; Arthropoda; Insecta; Lepidoptera; Pyralidae
Product: 3-oxoacyl-[acyl-carrier-protein] reductase FabG-like
Exons: 1
Coding region: 32-778 (248 amino acids)
Molecular function (GO): oxidoreductase activity
Source: RefSeq, a predicted model, not a curated record